Molecule: messenger RNA, 1099 nt
Organism: Tricharina praecox
Lineage: Eukaryota; Fungi; Ascomycota; Pezizomycetes; Pezizales; Pyronemataceae
Product: low affinity copper transporter
Exons: 2
Coding region: 159-722 (187 amino acids)
Biological process (GO): copper ion transmembrane transport; intracellular copper ion homeostasis
Cellular component (GO): plasma membrane
Molecular function (GO): copper ion transmembrane transporter activity
Source: RefSeq, a predicted model, not a curated record
GCAGCCUCUCUUGAAUGGAUUUAUUCGGCAGCGAACUUUCAAUGUAUUGACGCUAUAAAGCCUCACUGACCAACUCCUACCUGCUCUCUCUACCUCCUCUUGAUAACUACGAUAUCUUCGAUAAACCUCCACCACCACACUCACCACCAACACGAAAAAUGGAUCCAUCGCAUCACCAUCCACCGACCGCCCCAGUGGCUGGUCCCAACAAUAACUGCAAAUCCAUCUUGCACUCGGGGUCCUCACCGGAUUCGAACAACAGCAGCAUGCACAACAUGCCGAUGGGCUUCAUCGCCUCCACCGUAACGCUGCUUUACGGCCGCGCCUUCGUCCCAUCCAGCUUCGGCGACUACGUGGGCAUCUGCAUCUUCCUCAUCCUCCUCGGCUUCACUGCCCGCCUCUUGAUCGCGUUGAAACACGUCAUGGAGAGGCGCUGGACGGUGCACGAAAACAAUCGCCGCGCCCAAUACUACCUGUCGAGUGACCUCUCGCAUCAGACGAAGUGGACGUGCUCCGGAAUCUGGGCGCGGCCCCAUGGCAGGAGCUCCAUGGAGUGGUGCGACCUCAUACGUGCGCUGAUGAUGACGGUAAUCACGGGAGUCGAGUUUCUACUCAUGUUGGCCGUCAUGACGUACAAUGUGGGAUAUAUCUUUAGUGCUCUGGCUGGCAUCUUCAUCGGCGAACUGCUUUGGGGAAGGUUCAUUGUCGAGUCGGAGGACUGACCCUCGGCGAGAGCACCGUUUCGAUGGAAUUUGAUGCUGAACUGUGUUCUGUUGAGAGAUUUCGGUUGCGAAUACACCACGGCAAUCUGUUAUAUGUGCCUUUCUGCGAUGUUAUAACUUCUGUGAUGGAUGAACCACGACGACGGAUUCCGUGAGAGUACGGGAAACACGGUGGAGUCGCCCUUUUGGAAGGAGAAUGUGUGUGUACCGUGGGUGAGGAUGUUCCAGGGAAUGGGGGCUCCAAAGGCGAGCCGCACUCUCUAAUAGUCCAAUUAAAGGGACCUACGUGCGAGUUCCUCCGUGACUCGCCCCCUCCUGACAGUCGCUGUUGCGCAAUCGCAGACCUUCACAGCAUGCUCUCAUUCGCACUCGUUUGU